Microplitis mediator is the source of this 670-nucleotide messenger RNA. RefSeq names its product myosin regulatory light chain sqh (gene sqh). NCBI's taxonomy places the organism in Eukaryota, Metazoa, Arthropoda, Insecta, Hymenoptera, Braconidae. The record is from RefSeq and is a predicted model, not a curated record. Gene Ontology annotation, biological process: locomotion; post-embryonic development. The transcript has 3 exons. Gene Ontology annotation, molecular function: calcium ion binding; myosin heavy chain binding. Bases 4 to 528 code for a protein of 174 amino acids. Gene Ontology annotation, cellular component: cytoplasm; myosin II complex.
AAAAUGUCUGCCAGAAAAACAGCCGGUCGUCGUGCAACGACUAAAAAACGUGCUCAGCGUGCAACAUCAAAUGUAUUUGCGAUGUUUGACCAGGCUCAAAUCGCUGAAUUUAAAGAAGCAUUUAAUAUGAUUGAUCAUAAUCAUGACGGAUUUAUUGACAAAGAAGACCUUCAUGAUAUGCUUGCAUCUUUAGGAAAAAGUCCUACUGAUGAAUAUCUCGAAGGCAUGAUGAAUGAAGCACCUGGUCCUAUUAAUUUUACAAUGUUUUUAACAUUAUUUGGUGAAAGACUUCAGGGAACAGACCCAGAAGAUGUUAUUAAAAAUGCAUUUGGUUGUUUUGAUGAAGAAAACAACGGACAUAUUAAUGAAGAACGUCUUCGUGAGCUUCUGACAACAAUGGGAGAUCGGUUCACUGAUGACGAUGUCGAUGAAAUGUACCGUGAAGCCCCGAUAAAAGGAUCAAUGUUUGAUUACAUUGAGUUUACUAGGAUUCUGAAACACGGAGCAAAAGACAAGGAUGAACAGUAAAAAUAUAAAAAUAAUAAUUCAAGAUAUUAACUAUUUAUCUUUUUAACUUUUUUUUCAAGUAUUUAUGAAUUGAUAAUUAUUUCCAUGAGUUUAAACUCUGAUCGUAUGGUUUUAAUGUGAAAAAACACGUAUGCAAAGAAAA